Pistacia vera is the source of this 974-nucleotide messenger RNA. RefSeq names its product histidine-containing phosphotransfer protein 2-like. Gene Ontology annotation, biological process: phosphorelay signal transduction system; cytokinin-activated signaling pathway; phosphorylation. Gene Ontology annotation, cellular component: nucleus; cytoplasm. Gene Ontology annotation, molecular function: protein histidine kinase binding; histidine phosphotransfer kinase activity. NCBI's taxonomy places the organism in Eukaryota, Viridiplantae, Streptophyta, Magnoliopsida, Sapindales, Anacardiaceae. The transcript has 6 exons. The record is from RefSeq and is a predicted model, not a curated record. Bases 199 to 639 code for a protein of 146 amino acids.
AAUCAAUGAGAUGGGUUGCUUACAAUAUUUUUUGUCAUUUUCUUCAAGAGAAGUGGAUGCAAACUCAGAAGCAUUUACUAUCUGUAACUGCCUUCUUUAUAUGCAUUCUCCCUUCUGGCACUCUCUUGCAAGUCACCAACCAAACCCCACUUUCAAAAUUCUCUCUUUGUUUGAAUUGUUUCUCUGAUCAGGUGAUCAAUGGCUGAUGAAAAGGAGGUUUUGAACCAGCAGCUCCUUGGCAUUAUCAGCUCCAUGGAAGAACAAGAUUUGGUGAACCCUCGUUUUCGAAUGGUUCAUUCCUUGAAGGAGUCUAAUGGCCCUUUCUUUUUCGCUGAGUUGAUACCAACCUUCUGCUCUGAUUCCCGAACCACUAUAAGAGAGAUGAUCCAAAUUUUGGAGAAACCUGUUGUGGAUUUUCAUCUCCUGGAAGAAUUAUGCAUGAAAAUAAAAGGAGCAUCAGCUUGCAUUGGUGCUCAGCAAAUGUCACUUGCAUCUGGUGACCUUUUUCGAGCUGUUAUUGACAAAUGUAAGGAACGGUGCAUUGUAGCAGUGGAUGCAAUCAAACAUGAAUUUUUGAGGCUGAAUGACAAGAUGGACGCUAUCCUUCAGCUGGAGCGGAGAAUCAUCUCCCAUCACUGAAGAUCCAAACUUACUGUCCUGUUGCUUGCACCGCACCCUUUGAUAUGUGGACGGUUUCAGAGUACUGAAUAAUAAUACAGAUAGUAGAGACCUUAGUAAUCUGUUUGUUUGGAUAUAUCUGUGUUUCGUUUGAACAUUCAGAAACUGCUUCUGUUUUUCCUGGUCCUUCUUCCCUUUCAAGUCAUGUGAAAACUUUAUGAUAAUAAGGUGCUCCGGAAUCUUAUUAAACUUAUUUUUGGCAGUUGGACUACUUUUAUGAUCUUGUCAGGGAAGUUACUGAUCUGGUAAUGUUAGGAUAACGUUAUACUUUGAUUUAGCAUUGUUACCAGAUGAAU